Molecule: messenger RNA, 480 nt
Organism: Petromyzon marinus (sea lamprey)
Lineage: Eukaryota; Metazoa; Chordata; Hyperoartia; Petromyzontiformes; Petromyzontidae
Source: RefSeq, a predicted model, not a curated record
GCACCUACAACUAUGACUACGGCGACAUCACUCCUUCAACCCUUGUCGACAAUGACUUAGCAGGACAUCCUCUCCCUCCCACUGUCAUCAAGGAGCCGGAAACGACUGAAAACGGCUGUAGGGAGGAGCAGUACGUGUGCACACGGCUCUACUCUAUCAACAAACCGUGCAAGGAGUGCAUCAAGAGCCUCUGCUUCUACCGGAGUCUGAGAGUCUACGUCAUCAACAAAGAGAUUUGCGUUCGGACUGUCUGUGAACAAGACGAGAUUCAGAAGGCGGCACUGUGCAAGGACAAGUUCUCACGAUGUGGGGCGAUGGCCUCGUCAGGACUUUGUGGAGUCAUGAAGAACUCCUGUGGAAGGAGCUGCGGAGACUGCUAGGACACUCACCUACCACUCACCUACCACUCACCUAACACUCACCUAACACUCACCUAACACUCACCUAACACUCAUCUACUCACCUACCACUCACCUACCA